Gordionus sp. m RMFG-2023 is the source of this 1853-nucleotide messenger RNA. RefSeq names its product histidine ammonia-lyase-like. Gene Ontology annotation, cellular component: cytoplasm. Lineage: Eukaryota; Metazoa; Nematomorpha; Gordioida; Chordodea; Parachordodidae. Gene Ontology annotation, molecular function: histidine ammonia-lyase activity. The record is from RefSeq and is a predicted model, not a curated record. The coding region runs from base 124 to 1776 and encodes 550 amino acids. The transcript is spliced from 20 exons. Gene Ontology annotation, biological process: L-histidine catabolic process.
AUAAAAAUAGUCGAAUAAAAAUUGUUUUAGAACUGGUAUAUACUAAAUAUUCAGAUAUACCCGGAAAUAUUUUCUUCGCUUUCAAACAUUAUUUGAAUAAAUUAUAAAAAUUUUUAUUAUAUCAUGAAUCAUACCCAGAGUCAUAUUGUAAAUCAUUAUGAAGAUUUUUUACAACAUUUCAAUAAUAAAGAUAAGAUCAUCGAAAUUGAUGGAAAUACAUUGACGAUCAAAGGUCUGUACAAACUAGGAUACGAAGACUACAAAAUAAAAUUGUCGAAAACAUCUGAAGAAAAGGUCCAAAAAGCAAGAAAUGUAGUCGAGAAUGUCAUUAAAGAUAAUAAAGUGGUAUAUGCGAUAACGACAGGUAUAGGAAAAUUUGCUACAACAACCAUACCCAAGGAAAAUUUAAAUAUGUUACAACUCAACAUAAUCAGAUCCCAUUCCGCAGGUGUUGGCGAUCCAUUAAGCAUAGCUAACACUAAAAUGUUGUUCGCGCUAAGAAUCAAUGUGCUUGCCAAGGGCUAUAGCGGCAUAACCUUAGAAACUUUAGAGAAAUAUAUUGAUGCUUUUAAUAGGAAUCUUUUACCAUACGUUCCAGAACAAGGUACCGUGGGAGCUAGUGGUGAUUUAUGCCCGUUAGCGCAUUUAGCUUUAGGUUUGAUAGGAGAAGGUCUGAUGUGGAACUUUAAAGAGAAUCGUUGGUCCGAAGCAAUUGAUAUAUUGAAAGAGAACGACUAUGAACCAAUCCAAUUAAAAACCAAAGAAGGCAUCGCGUUGAUAAAUGGAACAUGUUUUAUUGCUGCCUUAGGAUGCGAAGCACUUUAUAGGGCAGAAAAAUUGGCGAUUCAGGCCACAAUCAUAUCUGCAAUAACAUUAGAAUGUUUGAAAGGAUCCUAUAAGGCUUUCAGUGCAAAUAUUCAAGAUUUGAGGCCUUACCAUGGUCAAAAGAUGAUAGCAAGUUUACUAAGAGAUCUUCUAAUAUCUGAAAAUAAUCCAUCUCUAAUAGGAAUUAGUCAUACCUCUUGUAAAAAAGUGCAAGAUUCUUAUACACUCCGUUGCAUUCCUCAGGUUCAUGGAAUUGUUAUAGAUACAAUAAAUUUCGUCAAAAAUAUCUUGACCAUUGAAAUCAAUUGUGGAACUGAUAACCCUCUCGUGCUACCGGAUACCGGAGAAAUUAUAUCUGGUGGAAAUUUUCAUGGUGAAUACCCAGCAAAGGCUUUGGAUUAUCUGGCAAUAGCUAUCCAUGAAAUAUCAAGUAUAAGCGAGAGAAGAAUAGAAAGACUAGUUAAUACAGAUUUAAGUCAUUUACCACCAUUUUUGGCACCAGAUGGAGGUCUUAACAGUGGAUUCAUGAUGGCACACGUAACUGCAGCUUCAUUGGUUUCAGAAAACAAGGUUUUAUGCCACCCAUCAUCUGUCGAUUCGCUUUCCACGAGUGCAUCUAAAGAAGACCACGUGUCAAUGGGCGGAUUUUCGGCUAGAAAAGCUCUAAAAAUUGUGGCUAAUGUGGAAAAUGUAUUAGCGAUAGAGUUAUUGGCCUGUUGUCAAGCCUUAGAAUUUUUGCGCCCUUUGAAAUCGACUACACCAAUUGAGGCUGUGCAUUCUUUCGUCCGCCAACAUAUAAAGAAACUUGAUAUGGAUCGUCCUAUGUGGAAAGAUAUAGAAAUUGCUAGAAACAUACUAAGAAGAGGAGAAAUUUUAGAUCUGAUGAAACCAUUGCUGAAAAGUUAUAACGAUUUUGAUCUCGACUAUCAAAAAUAUCUUGAAAAUAGAUAAAAUAAUAUUACGAGUUAUUUUAUUUUUCCGAUUUAAUUUAUUGUCAUCUAAAUAACUAUCCAUAUUUUUAUAUUGUA